Procambarus clarkii (red swamp crayfish) is the source of this 2730-nucleotide messenger RNA. The record is from RefSeq and is a predicted model, not a curated record. Lineage: Eukaryota; Metazoa; Arthropoda; Malacostraca; Decapoda; Cambaridae.
AUGUCAAGGAACAGUGGAAUGUCAAGGAACAAUAUAAGGUCAAGGAGCAGUGGAAUGUCAAGGAACAGUGGAAUGUCAAGGAACAGUGGAAUGUCAAGGAACAAUAUAAGGUCAAGGAGCAGUGGAAUGUCAAGGAACAGUGGAAUGUCAAGGAACAGUGGAAUGUCAAGGAACAGUGGAAUGUCAAGGAACAGUGGAAUGUCAAGGAACAGUGGAAUGUCAAGGAACAGUGGAAUGUCAAGGAACAGUGGGAAGUCAAGGAGCAACAGGAGGUCAAGCAAGAGGUCAAUAACAGCAACAGGUCAAGGAGCAACAGGAGGUCAACAACAGGUCAAGGAGCAACAGGAGGUCAAGCAACAGGUCAAUAACAGCAACAGGUCAAGGAGCAACAGGAGGUCAAGCAAGAGGUCAAUAACAGCAACAGGUCAAGGAGCAACAGGAGGUCAACAACAGGUCAAGGAGCAACAGGAGGUCAAGCAACAGGUCAAGGAGCAACAGGAGGUCAAGCAACAGGUCAAGGAGCAACAGGAGGUCAAGCAACAGGUCAAGGAGCAACAGGAGGUCAAGCAACAGGUCAAGGAGCAACAGGAGGUCAAGCAACAGGUCAAGGAGCAACAGGAGGUCAAGCAACAGGUCAAGGAGCAACAGGAGGUCAAGCAAGAGGUCAAGGAGCAACAGGAGGUCAAGCAACAGGUCAAGGAGCAACAGGAGGUCAAGCAACAGGUCAAGGAGCAACAGGAGGUCAAGCAACAGGUCAAGGAGCAACAGGAGGUCAAGCAACAGGUCAAGGAGCAACAGGAGGUCAAGCAACAGGUCAAGGAGCAACAGGAGGUCAAGCAACAGGUCAAGGAGCAACAGGAGGUCAAGCAACAGGUCAAGGAGCAACAGGAGGUCAAGCAACAGGUCAAGGAGCAACAGGAGGUCAAGCAACAGGUCAAGGAGCAACAGGAGGUCAAGCAACAGGUCAAGGAGCAACACGAGGUCAAGCAACAGGUCAAGGAGCAACAGGAGGUCAAGCAACAGGUCAAGGAGCAACAGGAGGUCAAGCAACAGGUCAAGGAGCAACAGGAGGUCAAGCAACAGGUCAAGGAGCAACAGGAGGUCAAGCAAAAGGUCAAGGAGCAACAGGAGGUCAAGCAACAGGUCAAGGAGCAACAGGAGGUCAAGCAACAGGUCAAGGAGCAACAGGAGGUCAAGCAACAGGUCAAGGAGCAACAGGAGGUCAAGCAACAGGUCAAGGAGCAACAGGAGGUCAAGCAACAGGUCAAGGAACAAUGGAUGAUGAAGCAGAGGCAGGAAGCAGAGGCAGGAAGCAGAGGCAGGAAGCAGAGGCAAGAAGCAGAGGCAGGAAGCAGAGGCAAGAAGCAGAGGCAGGAAGCAGAGGCAGGAAGCAGAGGCAGGAAGCAGAAGCAGGAAGCAGAGGCAGGAAGCAGAAGCAGGAAGCAGAGGCAGGAAGCAGAGGCAGGAAGCAGAGGCAAGAAGCAGAGGCAAAAAGCAGAGGCAGGAAGCAGAGGCAGGAAGCAGAAGCAGGAAGCAGAGGCAGGAAGCAGAGGCAGGAAGCAGAGGCAAGAAGCAGAGGCAAGAAGCAGAGGCAGGAAGCAGAGGCAGGAAGCAGAAGCAGGAAGCAGAGGCAGGAAGCAGAGGCAGGAAGCAGAGGCAAGAAGCAGAGGCAAGAAGCAGAGGCAGGAAGCAGAGGCAGGAAGCAGAAGCAGGAAGCAGAAGCAGGAAGCAGAGGCAGGAAGCAGAAGCAGGAAGCAGAGGCAGGAAGCAGAGGCAGGAAGCAGAGGCAAGAAGCAGAGGCAAGAAGCAGAGGCAGGAAGCAGAGGCAGGAAGCAGAGGCAGGAAGCAGAGGCAGGAAGCAGAAGCAAGAAGCAGAGGCAAGAAGCAGAAGCAGGAAGCAGAAGCAGGAAGCAGAAGCAAGAAGCAGAGGCAAGAAGCAGAAGCAGGAAGCAGAAGCAGGAAGCAGAGGCAGGAAGCAGAGGCAGGAAGCAGAAGCAGGAAGCAGAGGCAGGAAGCAGAGGCAAGAAGCAGAGGCAAGAAGCAGAGGCAGGAAGCAGAGGCAGGAAGCAGAGGCAAGAAGCAGAGGCAAGAAGCAGAGGCAGGAAGCAGAGGCAGGAAGCAGAAGCAGGAAGCAGAGGCAGGAAGCAGAGGCAGGAAGCAGAGGCAGGAAGCAGAAGCAAGAAGCAGAGGCAAGAAGCAGAGGCAGGAAGCAGAAGCAGGAAGCAGAGGCAGGAAGCAGAAGCAGGAAGCAGAGGCAGGAAACAGAAGCAGGAAGCAGAAGCAGGAAGCAGACGCAGGAAGCAGAGGCAGGAAGCAGAAGCAGGAAGCAGAGGCAGGAAGCAGAGGCAGGAAGCAGAAGCAGGAAGCAGAAGCAGGAAGCAGAGGCAGGAAGCAGAAGCAGGAAGCAGAGGCAGGAAACAGAAGCAGGAAGCAGAAGCAGGAAGCAGAAGCAGGAAGCAGAGGCAGGAAGCAGAAGCAGGAAGCAGAGGCAGGAAACAGAAGCAGGAAGCAGAAGCAGGAAGCAGAAGCAGGAAGCAGAGGCAGGAAGCAGAGGCAGGAAACAGAAGCAGGAAGCAGAGGCAGGAAACAGAAGCAGGAAGCAGAGGCAGGAAGCAGAAGCAGGAAGCAGAGGCAGGAAGCAGAAGCAGGAAGCAGAGGCAGGAAGCAGAAGCAGGAAGCAGAAGCAGGAAGCAGAAGCAGGAAGGGAAGAUGCAGGCUAGUGACAGGUAA